UUAGAACCAGAGUAGUGUUAAAGAAAGCAUUUUCUGGAUCCUAUAAGGCAGUACAGGUAUGCUCCAAAUGACCAUAUCAAGUAUCUUCUGUGUUGAAAACAAAGCAACUGGUUAGACUAAACAGAGCGACAGAGAGCGAGAGAGAGCGAGAGAGAGAAGAGGGAGCCUAGGUUCCCACCUAGGAAAGGGAAAAAAGGAGGUCUGUAAGUUUUAAACAACACGGCGGCAUUCCUUCAACUUUCACUGCAGCACCUAAAGUAUGAUGACGAAUAACGCAACUGCUCAGGAAAGCACUACUCCCCUAAACCCAAGUCAGCAAGUUUUAGCCAGACGUGGCAAGCACAGAAAGCCCAUGCCAGCCACAAAGCCACCGAGGACUACGUGUGCGGCAAAGAACAAGCGCCUCAUCACCAUCCUCUCUGUACUGGUCAUAUUGGGCAUCCUCGCAGUGGUUGGAUAUUUAAUUGCCCAACUUGUUCAAAAUUCUUACUACUUCUGCUCCAAGUCGGUGAAGUUUAUUCCCUUGGACAAAGCCUGUGAUGGCAAAUCAGACUGUGCAGAAGGAGAGGAUGAGGCUUUUUGUGCCUCCCAUUACACAGCCAACAUGACUUUUCCUGUUCGGUUGGCCUCAAAUAGUUCUGUGCUUCAGAUGUAUAAUGACAAAGAGAACAUGUGGAGAACUGUGUGUGCAGAUGGCUGGACUAUGGCACACACUACAGUGGCAUGUCAGAAGUUGGGAUACACAUUGAAUCCCUCAUAUAGUUCAGUCCGCCUGACUGAUCUGUCAUAUGAUCUGAGGCAGUCUUAUUGUGCCGUGGGACCGAAUGAAGCACAGCAGGUUUCCCUCAACACAACAAAUCAAAAAACAUGCAGUUCAGGUUUCGUAGUUUCCUUAUCCUGCUCAGAUUGUGGGCCUAAAGCACCUGAGAGCAGGAUUGUAGGAGGGCAAAAUGCACUCAUUGAGAACUGGCCAUGGCAGGUGAGUCUGCAACUGAAUGGCCAGCACACAUGUGGAGGCUCGAUACUGUCGCCAUACUGGAUUAUCACAGCAGCUCACUGCUUUACAAGUACGACAACACUGAGCAGAUGGUGGGUGGUGGCAGGCAGUACAUACAUAACAUCACUAGGAGGCAAUGCUGUAGAAAAAAUCAUUAUAAAUGGACAGUACAGCGCACAACACAAUGAUUACGACUUGGCGAUGAUCAAACUUGCGAAACCACUUUCUCUAAGAGCUACUGUGAAGCCAGUGUGCCUCCCACCUUCUGGUCUUGAGCUCCAAGGAGGAACGCCAUUGGUAGUAACUGGCUGGGGCUACCAGCAAGAAAAUGGCCAGCUGUCGUCAAACCUUCAGAAGGCUGAGAUUCCACUCAUAGACCGCGCUCAGUGUUCUAGUCCUGACAUUUAUGGUAGUAGCAUCACUAAGAGAAUGCUUUGUGCGGGGUAUUUACAGGGCAAAGUGGACGCCUGCCAGGGUGACAGUGGGGGUCCUUUGGUGCGUCUUGACAAACGCUGGACGCUGGUAGGAGUGGUGAGUUGGGGUGUAGGAUGUGCCAGAGAAGGCGAACCUGGUGUUUACUCUAAUGUGGAGCAGAUGCUUAACUGGGUCUACACAGUCAUGAAGGACUUUUGAGACAAAGCCAACAUGAGGAUGACAACAUUUUAGUACAACUAGAAACGUCAGUGCAAUCCAAACAGUACAAUCUAUUUUAAAUUGAAGUGAACUUUGUGAUGAAGUACUUAAGCACAAGCACCUUAAUUACUAAAUCCACAAAUGCGAAAAUGAAAAGGACCUGAUUUCUACAUGGAGUCAGGAUGGAAUCUUUUUUUCCCAACUGUGGCAACUCCUCUUCUCAGGGAUGCUUUUAAUCUAAAAAGCAGUACGGGCAGGCAGUAACAUAGUUCUUUAAAUGCAAUUAAUUAUGAUUUGUAAAUAAAAUAUUUUAUACUGACUGUUAAUCAAUAGUUAUGGAAACUCAUUUAACCACUUACAUGAUGGUACUUUUACCAGUAAAUUGUUGAUGAGGGGCAAUUACUUUUACUAGCAAAUAUGAUUUUUUUGAGCCAUAGAUAAACUUUUGCACUCAGGUUUACUGGAGCUUUUUAUUUGUGCUUUUAAAGUGCCUUUCCCCUUAGUAAGUACGUAAAGUUGUGCCCCAGUAAGCUACAUGAAGCCAGGAUGUCGACAAGCACUGAAUAUAGAAAAUGUAUCUUAUUUCUUUUAAAACUAAAUCAUGUGUCUGU
Molecule: messenger RNA, 2241 nt
Organism: Clarias gariepinus (North African catfish)
Lineage: Eukaryota; Metazoa; Chordata; Actinopteri; Siluriformes; Clariidae
Gene: tmprss4a
Product: transmembrane serine protease 4a
Exons: 13
Coding region: 260-1630 (456 amino acids)
Biological process (GO): proteolysis
Cellular component (GO): membrane
Molecular function (GO): protein binding; serine-type endopeptidase activity
Source: RefSeq, a predicted model, not a curated record